Messenger RNA from Punctularia strigosozonata HHB-11173 SS5, 2103 nucleotides. RefSeq names its product MFS general substrate transporter. The record is from RefSeq and is a predicted model, not a curated record. Lineage: Eukaryota; Fungi; Basidiomycota; Agaricomycetes; Corticiales; Punctulariaceae. Gene Ontology annotation, biological process: transmembrane transport. Bases 438 to 2000 code for a protein of 520 amino acids. The transcript has 8 exons. Gene Ontology annotation, molecular function: transmembrane transporter activity.
CGGACACCGCCACCAGCGAUAUAAACGUCGCGUCUGACUCCCGAUAUGGUCGUCCUCGGUCUCCUUUUGGGAUAACACGGAGCAGCGGCGGGUGGAGUGGCGCAGGGCAGGGAAUGCAACCGAGUUGUCGCGUCGAAAACGGGGAAGGGGUCGGUCGAGUCGCACCCCGGCUUCACGAGCGCGGGAAGAGCGCGUAAACUCCCUUGGCCAAUCACCGACGCCUCCCAGGCGACGCGUGACGUCAACACGCGUCCUUCGUCGCACUGCCACGGAAUUUUCUUCGAGGCAAUCGUUCGCUCGAAGGAUGUCGACGGACUGGGGUCCAGGCCGCCGUCGUGGUUGAUAACGAUGGUCAAGGUUCUGAACUCACCCUCUCGUUCUUGUUCUUCGUCCUCCUUGACGACACCCUAGCCAUACCAGCCUACACUGCCCGGUGAAUGCACCUCGCUAGAACGAGUAGCGACGAGACUCUUGGCGGCAAUGACCUCGAACGCGUACCGCCCGACCUCGAGUCGGCCGGCGGCCAGGACGACCACCACCUGAACGACGGCGAAACGCCUCUCCUCGGCCCAUCGCCCACUCCGCUGCCCAAGCGGUCUCUCGCGGCGCUCUGUGCGAUCCGGCUCGUGGACCCCAUCGCGUUCACGGUCAUCUUCCCCUUCAUCAACGAGAUGAUCGAGUCGCUGCAGCUCACCCAGGACACGUCCAAAAUCGUCUUUUACAGCGGCAUGGUGGAAAGCGCCUACGCCAUCGCCGAGCUCUGCUCGAUCUACCAGUGGGCCGCCCUUUCCGACCGCGUCGGUCGGAGGCCUGUCCUGUUCAUCGGGACGCUGGGCGCAGGACUCGCGACGGUCCUGUUCAGCCUCUCCCGCAGCUUGAGCGGCCUUCUUCUCGCCCGCUGCCUCGGCGGCAUAUGCUCAGGCAUCACAGCCGUCAUCCAGUCCGUCCUCGGCGAGAUGACCGACAGCUCGAACCAGGCGACCGCGUUCCCGAUAUUCCACCUCUUCUGGCCUCUCGGCGUGAUCAUCGGACCCCUCAUCGGAGGCUCACUGUCCAAUAUGGCCUCCAAUGCGGGUCGAUCCCCGUUCCUGAAGUCAUACGUCCCGUUCCUGCUCACGUACCCGUACUUCCUCCCCUGCCUCGCGGCGGGCGCGAUCUCGCUUCUCGCCGUCUGCUUGGGCUGGUACUGGCUCGAAGAGACUCUCCCGAGUAAACGCCGACCGGCUCCAUCCGCUUUACGAAAGGUCAAGCUCAACCCGGGGAGAGCCUAUGGCGCCGUGGCGCCCCCUUCUCCCCCGCCCGCGUCCUCCGCUCCGCACGGAUUCCCCGGCGGUCCAGAAGAUCGAGCUGCGAAGCCGCCCUCGGCAUGGUCCCUGCUCGGUAUCCCCGCCCUCCGCGCGCUCUGCUUAUCCGGCGCCGCGCUCUCGUUCGCAGCGACAGCCUUCGACGUCGUUUUCGUCCUCUUCUGUUACACCCCCUUGCAGUCCGGCGGACUCGGCUUCAACGCGUCGAAGAUCGGGUACGCGCUCUCGUUUGCCGGCGCGGGGUCGAUCGCGCUCCAGCUGCUCGCGAUGCCCGUCCUGCUGCGCCGGUGCGACAACGCGCGGCUGUACCGAACCUGUCUAGCCGUGUGGCCGCUCACGUUCGUCGGGCUGCCUGUGCUUCGACGGGUCGUCGGAGGCGCAGAAGAGAGGGACGCGCACGCGGGCGCGCUGCUGUGGCUCGGGCUCGGGCUCGUGCUCCUCCUCUCGCGCGUCGGCUGCCUCGCCUACUCGGUGAACAUGGUCCUCGUGAAAGCGCACGCCGCGCCCUCCGCGCUCGGGCGCGCGAACGGGCUCGCGCAGGUCGCGCAGUGCCUCGCGCGCGCGGGCGCGCCCGCGUUCGCGAGCGCGGUGUAUGCGGCGUCGGUCGGUGCGGGCCCGGGCCCGGGGCUGUGGGUCGGCGUUAUGAGCGGGUUGGCGGCGCUGGGGUGGGCGUCGAGUCGCGGUGUGCGGGGGUGAUGGAUGGAUGGAGGGUUGUGUUUUGUGUUUUGUUUCUUUUUGGCUCGGAGUUGGCUUGUCCUCGGUAUAAGGCAUCGAUGCGAGGGUUUGGUUAUGACCUGCG